AUGGAGUCUACGAGGGUGGUAUCUUCGGAUAAUUCAGGGAGGUGUUCAAUGGAAAAUGACGACGAUGCUCCCAAGUUUAAAAGACGGAGAGUUUCUGCUGUACGGGAUUUUCCACCGGGGUGUGGACCAUUGGCUGUUCCGAUUGUAAAACAAAAUGAGAAAGCUGUCUGUGUUGGUACUGUUGAGAAUUCUGUGACUAAAGAGAAAAGCAUUGGUGGUUGUCUUGAAAAAAUAAAUCGAGUGGAAACCAAGGGAAAGGAACCAAUAGUUUCUUCUGAUCAGGUGAAUGGGCUUGAAUUUGCAAUGAUUUCGCUUCCAGAUGCCGUAGAUGCUUUGAAUGGUACAAGUGGGGUUGAAUCAGUAGGAGCUGCUGGUGUGUUUGAAGCAGUAAAAGCUGUAGAACAUAAAAUUGCUGAUGCAUCAGAGAAUCUCUGUAAGGUGGAUGUUACUGGUCCAGUGGAAAAUGUUGUCCAGCAGAAAUAUCCUAAUCGGAGAAGAAUUUCUGCUGUCAGAGACUUCCCUCCAUUUUGUGGACCCAAUGCUCCACUUCUUAAUAAGGAAGAGGCUGCCAAAGUGCUGGUUGCUGUGGAUAAGAAGAGUUUGAAUCAAGAGAAGUCUGUUACUGAAGAAAAGCCCAUGGAAGAAAUUGGAGGUGAUGUUAAAGAUGGAGAUAGUAAUGAAAGCAGAUUAGAAAGUGCUUCUAGAAUGGAUGGGGUUAAAGUUCAAGUUGAACCUGAUACUUCUGUGCAUAGGAUGAAGGUAGGUGAAGAGAAUAGACAUGAAAGUGGCAUCAAAUCUCCUCAAGAAACCAUUCGAAAUCAGCAUGACCAGAAGUCCACAUCAGUCUCUAAAUCAGGCGAAAUAGAAAUUGGUGAUCUGGAAGAGAAUCUGGGUAGGGACCUUGUAGCUUACGUGGAGGAUAAAAGCUACAAGAGAAAGCUAUCAGACCGAUCUACUGGUAAGAAUUCAAUGUUUGAGGGCAAGUUUGAGGUUUUGCAGCCUGUGUCAGAUAGGAAAGUAGUGCAAGGUCUUAUGGCUGAACAGAAUUGUCCAUGGAGAAAGGGACAGACAGUGCAUAAACCUAAUAUGUUGGCUGGUGACUCAAGAGAAAGCAAAGGUCAGAAACAUAAUUUCAUAUUGCACAAACGUUCCAAAUCUGCUUUGAAGACAAAGAUAAAUGAUUUAGACGACCAUGUAGGAAUUGUGAAGAAGAACUCAUCUCCCACUGUAAAGGCGAAAGAAGUUAUGGACCAAAUGACUGAAUGUAACAAAGAAGAUUAUCUUGAAAAUGAUAAUGUAUGUGAUGAUUUUCGUUUGGUUGCACGAUCACACAAUUUUGGUGUGAGCCUUCCUCCUUCUUGUCCCAGCAGUUUGAGUGGUAAAGGUGAUGGCAAUGAUGCAAUUGUUACCAGAAACAAAGUGAGGGAAACAUUGCGUUUGUUCCAGGCUGUAUGUAGGAAGCUCUUGCAGGAAGAAGAAGCAAAGCCGGAGCGAGCAACUCAUAGGAGGAUUGAUUUACAAGCAUCAAAAAUUCUUAAAGAGAAAGGAAAAUGUGUCAACGUAGGAAAGCAAAUUUUUGGUUCUGUCCCAGGGGUUGAAGUUGGUGAUGACUUUAUGUACAGGGUGGAGCUUAAUAUUGUUGGCCUACAUCGCCAAAUUCAGGGUGGUAUAGAUUAUGUGAAACAAGAUGGAAAAAUCCUUGCGACAAGUAUUGUAUCGUCUGGGGGCUAUGAUGAUGACACAGAUAACUCAGAUGUCUUGAUUUACACGGGGUCUGGAGGCAACAUGAUGAAUGGAGACAAGGAACCUGAAGAUCAGAAGCUUGAGAGAGGUAAUCUAGCAUUGAAGAACAGCAUGGAUGCAAAGAAUCCUGUAAGGGUGAUUCGUGGUGAUUCAAAGUCAACUGAUUCAGUUGAUGCAAGAGGGAGGACAUAUAUCUAUGAUGGGCUAUAUCUGGUAGAGAAGUGCUGGCAGGAAAUAGGGUCACAUGGUAAGCUGGUGUUUAAGUUUAAGUUGGUUCGAAUUCUAGGCCAACCGGAGCUUGCUGGGAAAGUAGUGAGGAAGUCCAAAAAAUUUAAAGUGCGGGAGGGUGUCUGUGUAGAUGACAUCUCACAAGGGAGAGAGAAAAUUCCCAUAUGUGCUGUGAACACCAUAGAUGAUGAGAAGCCCCCACCAUUUAAAUACACUACUCAUAUGAUAUAUCCUCAUUGGUGUCGCCGUUUGCCUCCCAAGGGUUGUGAUUGUAUUAAUGGAUGCUCUGAAUCUAGGAAAUGUCCUUGUCUGGAAAAAAAUGGAGGGAUUCCGUAUAACCACAAUGGGGCAAUAGUGGAAGCGAAGCCCCUAGUUUAUGAGUGUGGUCCUUCUUGCAAGUGUCCUCCUUCGUGCUACAAUAGAGUCAGCCAGCAUGGUAUCAAAUUUCAGCUUGAAAUCUUUAAAACUGGAUCAAGGGGAUGGGGUGUGAGAUCUUUAAAUUCAAUUCCUUCUGGAAGUUUUAUCUGUGAGUAUGCAGGAGAGCUCCUUGAAGAGAAGGAAGCUGAACAAAGAACUGGUAACGAUGAGUAUUUGUUUGAUAUUGGAAAUCAGUUCAAUGACAAUUUUCUUUGGGAUGGACUUACAACCCUCAUGCCCGAAGCUCAGUCAGGUGCUGAUGUAGAAGUGCAGAAUAGUGGCUUCACCAUUGAUGCAGCACAGUGUGGCAAUGUGGGGAGAUUCAUUAACCACAGCUGUUCCCCAAAUCUUUAUGCCCAAACUGUUAUUUAUGAUCAUGAUGACAAGAGAAUUCCUCACAUAAUGUUCUUUGCUGCUGAGAAUAUUCCUCCCUUGCAAGAGCUUGCUUACCAUUACAAUUACAUGAUCGAUCAGGUUUUUGACUCCAAUGGUAAUAUAAAGAAGAAGAAUUGCUAUUGUGGUUCUCCAGAGUGCACUGGUAGGAUGUACUGA
Molecule: messenger RNA, 2940 nt
Organism: Dovyalis caffra
Lineage: Eukaryota; Viridiplantae; Streptophyta; Magnoliopsida; Malpighiales; Salicaceae
Source: the annotation of a GenBank genome assembly